Molecule: messenger RNA, 6867 nt
Organism: Peromyscus leucopus (white-footed mouse)
Lineage: Eukaryota; Metazoa; Chordata; Mammalia; Rodentia; Cricetidae
Gene: Nedd1
Product: NEDD1 gamma-tubulin ring complex targeting factor
Exons: 15
Coding region: 134-2128 (664 amino acids)
Biological process (GO): microtubule nucleation; mitotic cell cycle
Cellular component (GO): centriole; pericentriolar material; spindle pole
Molecular function (GO): gamma-tubulin binding
Source: RefSeq, a predicted model, not a curated record
CUCCUCCUCCGGGUCCGCAGCCGCCCUGGGCCUGGGGGGUGCGUCCCGGGGAAAGCGACCCCGGAGAACUCUUCAGAAGAGGUGCCGUCGGUCGCUGUCACUCGACUUCCGCGGGACCUUCUCGGAGCGACUGAUGCCAGGCUCAGUCAUGGAGGAAAACCUCAGAUUUGCUUCAUCAGGAGAUGAUAUUAAAAUAUGGGAUGCUUCGUCUAUGACAUUGGUGGAUAAAUUCAACCCCCACACAUCACCACAUGGAAUCAGUUCAAUAUGUUGGAGCAGCAAUAAUAACUUCCUAGUGACAGCCUCUUCCAGUGGUGACAAAAUAGUGGUGUCAAGUUGCAAAUGUAAACCGGUUCCACUUUUGGAGCUUGCUGAAGGGCAAAAGCAGACAUGUGUCGAUUUAAAUUCCACAUCAAUGUAUUUAGCAAGUGGAGGCCUAAAUAACACUGUUAAUAUUUGGGAUUUAAAGUCAAAACGAGUUCAUCGUUCCUUUAAGGAUCAUAAAGAUGAAGUAACUUGUGUGGCGUACAACUGGAAUGAUUGCUACAUUGCUUCUGGGUCUCUCAGUGGUGAGAUCAUUUUGCACAACGUAACUACUAAUAUAUCCAGUACACCUUUUGGCCAUGGGAGUAGCCAGCCUGUCCGGCACAUGAAGUACUCCUUGUUUAGGAAGUCUCUCCUCGGCAGCGUUUCGGAUAACGGAGUAGUGACCCUCUGGGAUGUGAACAGUCAGAGUUCAUACCACAGCUUUGACACCACACACAAGGCUCCAGCGUCGGGCAUCUGCUUCUCGCCUGUCAAUGAAUUGCUGUUUGUCACCAUAGGCUUGGAUAAAAGAAUCAUCCUCUAUGACACUUCAAGUAAGAAGCUGGUGAAAACGCUGGUGGCUGACGCUCCUCUGACUGCCGUAGACUUUAUGCCUGACGGAGCCACUUUGGCUGUUGGAUCCUCUCGGGGGAAAAUCUAUCAAUACGACCUGAGGAUGCUGAAAUCCCCCGUGAAAACCAUCACUGCCCACAAGACAUCUGUGCAGUGUAUAGCAUUUCAGUACUCCACGUCUCUGAUGAAGGCAAGUUUAAGUAAAGGCUGCUCAAAUAAGGCCACAUCAGGGACCAAGCGGAGUGUCGCUGUGGGCGGUGGUGGUGGGGCUGCUCAGAAUUCUGCGACUGUCAGAGAGGUAUCCACCCCUUCAAUUGCAACAGUUCUCCCGCAGCCCGUGAGCACAGCGACGGCCAAAGGAGCCGGCGCUGCCCAGGACAAAGCAGGCCUGCCUCGAAGCAUAAAUACAGAUAUUUUAUCUAAGGAAACAGAUGGUGGAAAAAGUCAAGAUUUCUCCAGCUUUGAUGAUACUGGGAAAAGUAGUUUAGGUGACAUGUUCUCACCAGUCAGAGAUGAUGGUGUAGUCAACAAGGGCGGUGAUGAAUCUAUAGGCAAAGGCGAUGGCCUGGACUUUCUAUCACAGCUGAACUCUGUGUUCCCCCCGAGAAAGAAUCCAGUCACUUCCGGCACUCUGGUCCUGCACUCCAGUCCUCUUAGUGUCUUUACGGGAUCCCCAGUAAAAGAAGAAAAUGAAAGUCAUGAGCUGACGGCUGAGGCAAAGAAAACUUACCUGGGGAAGCAGGAGCCUAAGGAGUCCUUGAAGCAGUUUACAAAGUUGAUCUCUGGUGCUGAACCUGGAAUUCUAAAUACCUCUCCAUCAUCUAACCAAACAAGAAAUCUUGAAAAAUACGAAAAGCCAGAAAAAGAGAUUGAAGCCCAGUUGAUACAUGAACCCUCCGUCAAUGGAUCCUCAGCUCCAAUUCCAAAGGUAUCACCCUCUGUCAUCGCUGGAGUAGCCAGUUCCCUGUCAGAAAAAAUAGUCGAUACCCUCGGGAACAGUCGGCCCAAUGCACCGCUGACCUCGGUUCAAAUCCGCUUCAUUCAGAACAUGAUACAGGAAACUCUGGAUGACUUCAGGGAAGCUUGCCAUAGGGAUAUUGUGAAUUUGCAAGUGGAGAUGAUUAAACAGUUUCAUACACAACUGAAUGAAAUCCACUCUUUGCUGGAAAGAUACUCAGUGAAUGAAGGCUUGGUGGCUGAAAUCGAAAGGCUUCGAGAAGAGAACAGAAGACUCCGGGCCCACUUCUGAGGACCCGGCCGACCUCGUUUUUUAUGAGUUGGGAAGUUUCUGGCACCUAGGAGUGACAGAUUCAGUAUUGUUUUCAUGGCCUUGACAGUGGAUGCUGCAGCAGGCACUAUUCCAUCUGUCAGACAUAUUUAUAUUUUUAUAUUACAGCUGCACAGAAUACUGUCUUCCUGAGAGGGAAGUCAACGGGAUCUGUAUGUUCUGAAUGUCUUAGCUAUACACUAAGUGCCCUUCUCCUAAGAGAAGAAAGUGUGCGCAGAAGGAUAGGUGUAUGUUUUGUAAGUGACUUUUUAAAAUGUAUAUUUUUGAUGGACAAAUUGUAUUCCAAAUUUUUUUUUGGUAGCCAACUUUUAAAACAUUGGUAUACCUUCUGUUUCAUGAAGAAAUAACUUUAAAGUGGCAAUUGGAUUUUUUUCAUGCUAUCGACUAGUCAUUAUUUUGUUAGCAUGAUAACAUCAAGUAUGAUGUAUUUAUUGCUUGUGUGGAUGGUACAUGUUGAAGCUUUGAGUUGUACAGAUACAUGGUACCUUUAGCAUUUCUGUCGCUGUGUUCUGAGGGCUCUGUACUCUGGUUACCUAACUUUACAUAGGAAAAACUUCUCAGAGUUUAGAAAAUUCAAGGGCUAUACAUCUGAUUGUCUAAUGAAUUAACAGUGUGCAAAAUCAUACUAUAAGGUUUUAAUCACCAUGGCUCAGCAUAUAAUCAGUGAAAAUUUAUUGUAAGAUACUAAAUAUCACAAUAUUGUUGCCAUUUUUUCCUCACAAAUAAAAAGCAUAAUUAUUUUUUCUAUGCUUUGUACCAUUAACUUUGUCUAAUUAUAGUAUGCUACAAAUAGUAUUUUUCUAUUGUUAGCCUUACCAUAGUAUUAUUUAUAUAGGUUUAUCAUGAAAGGAAUUUACACAUUGGCAGCAUCUUGACAUUCUCUUCUGCCUGCCUGCUGUGAUCCACUGUUUGAUAGAAUUUGAUGAGAGGAGCUACUCAUCCAUUUACAUUCUUGUUGCCUCUUGCCCAAAGAUUUCAGCUGUAUACUUUGUUUGUAUAUAGGUCUGUUGCCCAGUUUUGCUUUCUGGGAUCAAAAUAUUUACUAAAAUGCAACUUAGUUUGCCAACUUUAUGGUUUUCUAAAGUGAUGGAAGGUGUAAGGAUAUAUUUAAUAAAUAGAAACCAAUGAAUAAUUAUUUCCAAAAACGAAACAGGAAUGACUUUUCCCAGGUGACUCAGAUGCUGUAGUCUUUUCUUGGCAGAUAUGGCGGCAUUAUGACUUGUAACAAGUUUCCUUAUAUGUCACUCAAACAAGGUUAGAAUGCAGAAGUACUUUGUUUAUACACUAUAUUUUAAUAUAUUGAUAUUUUCCUUUUUCUAUAGGUGUAUAUACUGUGUAUGAAAAGGGAUCUGAUAAAACAGUUCAGUAAUUUUUUGUGUCUAGGUGAAGCACUUGUCAUGACUUAAACACCGAGUACAGUCAAUAAUUUUUUUGCAUUCAGAGCAGACGAUCUGAACUUGAACUUUUUGUUUCUGACUGAAAUGGAAUAAUAGGGAUUACCUUAGCCUUCCAUUGGAAAUUUGAAAACAAAAGACAAGAUGUACAAAAUAGUUUCUAUAUGUUAGCAUGAGGCACCACAUGGUUGUCUCUGAGAAACACUGAAUUGUCAGGGUAAUGACAGCAAAUUUCUUAAAGCCAGCAAGGGAAAUUGAAAAUAGAAGCUGAAGAAAAGAGGGAAGAGGAUGUCUUGGCAGAAUAUCUUCAAAGUUCUGAAGGUGGGUCUGCAGUUUAGAUUUAUACUCAGUGAAAGUGGUUUUCAAAAAUGAAAAUGGACUUUUUCUUCAGACCUAGAAAGGCUGAAAGAGUUCAGGGAGCUACAGGCAAUGUUCAAGAAGGAAAGGAUACCACGAAAGUUGUAACUACACAAAGCAACCAGGACCAAAAUGUUAAAUUAAAUACUAAAGACACUUCCCAUUGUUUCAAAGAUAAAUGUAAAAUGUUAUCAUGUUCUUAACCAAGGUAGAGCUGACAUGUGGGCCGUGAUCAUGGUUGGGAGGAUGCAGUGAAAUAUCCUGUCCUGAGCUGUUCACACUUCUGGAGCAGGAUGACAAUAUCUGGAAGUAGACUGCCAUAAGGAAGUACGUCAGCUGUAAUGGAAAAAAAUUGUAAUAAGCUCAUGAAAGUGAUCAGUUCCAACCAUAAAACAGCAACAACAACAAAAGUCCAAAUGGCCUGAAAGUGGCUAAGUGGGUGAGAACACCUCGAUGAGAACCAGUUUGAAUACCUUGGGUCCACGGCACAUCUGCAGGGCACAUCUGUAAUGCUGUUACGCCUACUGCGAGUUGCGAGGCAGAGACAGAACUUCUAGAAGACUGGGCCGGCCGGAUGGACGACAUCUACAUAGCAAACAGAAGACUCGGCCUCACCCACUCUGGAAGGGGAAGAUCGACACUACUGAUCGUCUUCCGAACUCUGAAUGUGGACUGUGGCACAUGCAUGCCUGCACUAAUGGACACGAGUGCACACACACAAAUCCGAAAGAAGGUAGCUGAAAAGGUAAACAAGUUAUGGGACAAAUAGAAAAUAAACAGCAAGAUGGUAGAUUUAAACACCUCUAGAAUUACAUUGCCUAUAAGUUGUCAAAGUUACUUUUAUUAUCAGAUUGAAUCGUUUAAAGACAACCCAACUGUUCUGAACAUAAGAAAUCUAGUUUAAAGAUGAAUAUAUAAACUGUUUAAAUGUGAAAAAUAAAGUGAGUAGUGUAUUGAGUUGAAUGCAAAUGAAAAUGAGAUUCGGGAGAGAAGGAUCAGUUGUUAAGAGAACAUACUGCUUUUCCAGAGGACCCAAAUUUGGUUCUCUGCACACAUGUUUGGUGGUUCACAACUUCCUGUAACUCCAGCUCCAGAGAAUUUGACAACUUCCUUUGGCCUCUGCAACCAUUCUCUCCCUCUUCCUCUCUCUCUCUCCCCCUCUGUCUCCCUCAUUUUCAUCUCUCUCUUGCUCUUAAAUAAUUAAAGAUAAGUCCUUAAAAACUGUGGAAACCACACUGUAGUAUUUGUAGAGGAAUGCAUAGCAUCAAAAGAUUAUUUUAGGAAAGGAAAGACUCCUAUAUUCAUUGACCUCAGCUUCUAUGUGCAAGUAGAAAAAUAGGUGAGCCCCAAAGUAAGAAAAGAAAGAAUGCAGUGGAAACAAAAUCAAUUAGGGAGAAAAUAGUGAAUUAAAGAGCUAGUUCUUCGCAGUAAAACUGAUAAGCCACUAGCCACACUACUGAGAAAAGUAGACAUAAUUUCAGAAGCAAAUCACCCAUUCUACAAGUAUUUCUGACCAAAAAAGGUCAAGUAUGAAAACUGAUUAAUCCCUUCAUGCAUUUACAGAAAACACCCGUGCUGAACAAGUGCUCGCAGUGUUGAGACCAGGGUGUGGUACCCAACUCACAAAGGCCAGCAUCACUCUGCUAGUCAAAGAAGAUAGCAUUCUGACAUAAAUGUAGGCAAUCCCACAUCGUAGUUUAGUAGUUCAAAUCCAGCAGUCUGUUAAAAAGAAAAAUGAUACAGCCAAAGUAGCUUGUCAGAAGUGCAAACUUGGGAUAAUGAAGAAAUCUAACAAAGCAAACAUUCUUUUGGUAGAUGCAGGAAUGUUUGACAAAGCCAGUAUUCACUACUCCUGAUUUAAAACUCAGAUGCAAGUGAAUAUACAAAAACUCAUUUCUAUUCUAUGUAAGCAGCAAUUAAUGAGGAAAUUACAUGCCACUUAGAAUAGCAUAAAAAUGUGAGCUAGUGAGGGAUAGAUUUGAUAAAAGACUUGUACACUGCAUUCUCCAGUGAAAAAGUAAACUUUAGUAGUGUGGUAUGCACAUCAGGGGUUGAAAACCUUAGUACUCAUGUCAGUUUUCACAUUGACUUGUAUUCAACAGAACGACAAUAAGAAUGUUAACGCUUUUUUUAGAUAGCAUUUGUGAAACUACCUUCAAAACUUUGAAGUACAAAAUAUUUGGGUAACAAAAUAACCUUGGGAAAAUAGUACAUUAGUGGUUACACUUAAUAAUUUUUUGUUAAAAGGCACAACUACCCAAGAUAACAGGUAAGUAUAAAAUAUAGUCAAAUCAAGAUGGUACCAUAAAGUCCAGAAGUAUAUUCUCACAUCAAUACACAUAUUUUAGGGAGAGACCACCAGAGAUCUCAUAGUUGAUAGCCAGUUGUAAGCCUUUGUUGCAGUUACCUGGGACUACACAUGUAUUUGAGACCUAAGUGUAGCACUGGGUGUUUAGAGUUAGGGAUUUUUAAAGGCAAAAACUACAUCCUGAUGUCUCACUUGGCAGCUGCAGGGGGAGGUUUUGCAUAGGCACGCAGUUUUACAGAAGCUAAGAUAAGCAGUUACACCUGAAGGGGGAGGUUUGCACAAGCAAGCUGCUUAACAGAAGUUAGCUGGAGCAUCUUGACCUCAGAUUCAAAGAAUAGAGUUGAGUAAUUUAAUUUUCUAUGGGGCUUCCCAUCAAGUGAAUCAAAUUCUAGUUAAACCUAAAAUGGCCUGAGCAAGUGUACAAGAUGGAGGAACCUCUGCACUGUCUUUCCGUGUCACACAUAUUCCUCAACAGAUUCGACAUACAAAUAUAAAUCAAUAGAGGAGGUUAUAAUUUGUUUUGUUGAAUGAGUGGAUAUCUAUUUGGAACAAAAAUUGUGAGGCAUACUUUGUACUAUAUAAAAGUUAACUAAAAUAGAUUAAACUACAUAAUUUUUUAAUUAAAAGAUCAUUCUAGAAAA